Molecule: messenger RNA, 1917 nt
Organism: Coprinopsis cinerea okayama7#130
Lineage: Eukaryota; Fungi; Basidiomycota; Agaricomycetes; Agaricales; Psathyrellaceae
Exons: 2
Coding region: 1-1917 (638 amino acids)
Source: RefSeq, a predicted model, not a curated record
AUGGAGAGUAGCGGCCAUACGUUGGACCUCGACGCGAUUAAGCGCGAGGCUCAGUACGUACAAGAGGAGCCGCCGGAGCAUAGGUGGAGGGAUCCGUUGACGGGUCAACCAACGCAAGAGCAGUUGGUACAUGACCUUAAGGAACGGGUUAGUCAAUUGGAAACGGAGAAGGCGCAGAGUUUAGGGUCGGCGCCUAACGACACGUCCGCGGAAGCGCCCGCGGCUGCUGACGAAAAGGCAGCGAUGUGGAACGCCCUUCCAAGUGUUCUACCAAAAUUCGCGUCGACAAGAGGGUUUUCAAUGACGACGAGGAAAGCAGCAGCUGCUGCUUCUUCCAAACCGGCAGGAAGUAGCAAGACUGAGCUAGAGAAGUCUAAGAAAACCGCCGGCGUAGAAAAAGAAAACACCAAUAAAAAGGAGCGUGUCGAAGAAAAAGAAAGUGAGAGUGAAGAAGAAGAGGUGGACGAGUUACAAGAGGAAGAAGAGGAACCGUUGAGGUUCGUCGAGGUUAAGAGAGUUGGACCUCCUAAGAAAAAGAAGAAAGUAACAUGGUCAGAUUCUCAACCAACGGCGAAGCUUACGCCGUCCGGAACUCUACCUUAUGUAGACGUCCCUCCUCUUUCAACUAAACCUUUAGGUGCAUUCAAGCCUAAAGUGAACAAGGAAGAGGAGAAAUCUUUUGAGAAAGAACGAGAAGUAGAAGAAAAAGGCGAACCUCUACCGGAAAUCGACCGGCGGGGACCAGCCUAUAACAAACGCGCACCUGUAGAACAAAAUGGUGCGGCAAAAGCGAUCGUCAACGAAUUGCUUGAAGUCACCGUACCGGUGAACAUCAAGUCGCUUAUGGGGGUUUCGCCAGAGGCAAGGGAAUACCUCAAGAACCUCCUGACUCGGAAGCGAGUACCGACUAGGGAAGUCCCUAUCCCUAGAGAGACUGAAGUGUUUAAGCGUUUCUUUGACGAUCCGCACGAAGUUAAGCGUCUACACGUUGGCUUACAAUGGGUAGAAAAUAGUGAGGAAGCGAUGGCAAAAGCCGAAGCAGUGGUUGAACAACGGGCCCUAGCCGAAAAGCAAAACAGGGACUAUAAAGAAGCCUCAACUUUGCGACCGGCGGUCCGAACUAUUGCAGAAAAAGGAGAUGAGAAACCAUUGGGGAGUAUCACUAUCUCUGACCCGGUGGAACAAUAUAUGAUUGAACUGGGUACUGAAGCUAAGCCAGUUAUAGUGAAAGCUGAAGAGUCGUCUUCGUUGAGGGUCAUCUACCCUGAAAUCAAUGGAGCCAUGAAGGAAGAGUCCUUAUUAGACGGCGGUUCGACAAUCUGCUCAAUGCAUGAACAAGCCGCAAAAGACCACGGCCUUACUUGGGAUCCGGCGGUGACGAGGAGAACCUCCUCCAGAGUUAAAGGCAGAGUUGGACGCCAACCGGCGGUCUUUUCAGAACUCGAUGAAUCAUCAAUAGAUGUAGGAGAGCUUGCAGUCGUCUUUGAACAGACAGCUUCUGGAGAGAUUAAAGUCGAAAAGGUGUUCCAGUCCGGCCAUAAAAGUGGAAAGUUCAGCCAAGAAGACGUGAAGUUAAUGUUUAUUCAAGAAGCAUUAACUAGGGAAGUCGAAAACAAGAAAGCCGCUAAAAAGGUCGAAGCUUUCUUGCAACAAGUCAGGACAGGCAAAAGAGACAAAUCCGUCGGUGAAGUCAUGAUGUUAGAUACUGUGAUAAAACACUUCGAACAGAUUUAUCAACAGUUAAAAGAGGAUAUCAUCGAGGAUUCUGCCAAGACUUCGUCAACAACCUCCAGCGAGAACAAAGACGAAGUAGUAGCAGGGAACCCUAACGCUAAACCAAAAAUUAAGGGUGUCUCUACAGGAAAGAAGUAUAAGAAAGUGGCAGAUAAAGUAAGACACCCAUCUUGGGGACUCUAG